AUGGCGUCAGUUACCAAUGGCACCUCUGGCCCAUCUCUGCCUGUAGUCUUUACGACACAAACACCCUACCCACUGCCUGCCCAAAAAUUCUUCAUACCGGCAUCAUGGAAGCGCUACCAGCUUUCGCAGCUCGUGAACAAGGCGCUUGGCCUGCCGCGCGUCGUGCCGUUUGACUUUAUCGUCGGAGGAGAAAUUCUGAGAGGAAGCCUGGCGCAAUGGAUAGCGGAGAAGGGCGUCGGCGAAGAAGAGACUAUACAAAUAGAGUACAUCGAGAGCGUGAUGCCGCCACAGCGGAUGACGGCGUUGCCGCACGAAGACUGGGUUUCCUCGAUAUCUUGCCAACUCCCAGGACACUUUUUGACAGGCUCUUACGACGGCAAUGUCCGCUUGUUUUCAUAUUCGCAGGCGCUAUUGCACACGGCACCUAUCCAUACCGCCCCCAUCACCUCCGCUUCGCUUGUCCCUCAGCCCUCCGCGUCGCCGUCCGAGAGUAACUCAACACUCCUCGUGACGGGCUCCCAGGACUUGACUGCCCGUCUGACACGCAUUACCCCUGCAUCAGAGGAGGCCGCAGAUAACGGCGAGACCCAGGUUCUCGCGUCACUCCACCUACAUACUGCGCCUGUAUCCUCCGUCUCGGCCGACAGCACAGGUGCACACGUCUUGACAGCCUCUUGGGACGGCAUCAUUGGACUCUGGGACACCAUCAUUCCUGAAAAGGACGAGACGCCGGCAGACCCUCAACCUGCACGGCAGAAAAAGCGACGCCGGCUCGCGGGCGCAGAGGACGCGCCGAGACGCAAAGCGCCUCUCGGUGUCAUGCGUAGCCAUACUGCACGCGUCUCCGCCGUUCACUUCGUCGGUGAUGAAAAGGCGGUGAGCGCGGGCUUCGAUUCGACGGUAUGCGUGUGGGACGUCGAGCGCCAACUAUGCACGCACACCGUCACGGCGUCUGAAAAGCCGUUUCUCGCGCUGGCAUUGCAGGGUGCCGCCGGCCAAACGGCGCUUGCGGGUUCGACGGACCGCACUGUAACAUUGUUCGACUUGAGAGCGGAUGCAACUCAAAUUGCCAGCGCGAGUUUCAGUCAUGCUGCUUCACCUGCCGCAUUGGCAGUGUCGCCGAGUGCAGGAAGCCACCAAUUCGUGAGCGGAGGUUACGACGGUGUGGUUCGGCUGUGGGAUGUGAGGAGCGCGGCGAAGGAGAUGGCGAGCUUCAAAGUGUGGGAGGGCAAGGAGGGCCGCAAGAUCUUGGGCGUCGACUGGAAGGGUGAUGUCGUAGGAAUUGCUGGUGAAGGUGGCGUUGAAGUUUGGAAUGUGGCUGAGAGCAGAAGCUAG
Molecule: messenger RNA, 1335 nt
Organism: Peniophora sp. CBMAI 1063
Lineage: Eukaryota; Fungi; Basidiomycota; Agaricomycetes; Russulales; Peniophoraceae
Source: the annotation of a GenBank genome assembly